Messenger RNA from Rhineura floridana, 729 nucleotides. RefSeq names its product ferritin heavy chain A-like. Gene Ontology annotation, cellular component: cytoplasm. NCBI's taxonomy places the organism in Eukaryota, Metazoa, Chordata, Lepidosauria, Squamata, Rhineuridae. Bases 131 to 661 code for a protein of 176 amino acids. Gene Ontology annotation, molecular function: ferrous iron binding; ferric iron binding. The transcript is spliced from 4 exons. Gene Ontology annotation, biological process: iron ion transport; intracellular iron ion homeostasis. The record is from RefSeq and is a predicted model, not a curated record.
GGUGCUACUGCUGAUCACAUAUUUACCUGCCUUUGACCUGUAUUGAUACCACCUGGGCCUUAUACUUUCCUGCAGCUAUAGUUUUGUUGUUGUCAGGUUGCAACAGUCUGGUUUUCUUAAGUUAGUAGAAAUGGCUUCUCAAGUGCGUCAGAACUUCCAUGCUGAGUGUGAGGCUGCUGUGAACCGCAUGGUGAACUUGGAACUUCAUGCUAGCUAUGUUUAUUUGUCCAUGGCCUACCACUUUGACCGUGAUGAUGUUGCCCUGAGCCACUUGGCCAAGUUCUUGAAAGAGCAGUCCCAGGAAGAGAGGAAGCAUGCAGAGAAGUUCCUGAAAUACCAGAACAAGCGUGGGGGGCGCAUCAUGCUGCAGGAUGUCAAGAAGCCAGAGCAGGAUGAGUGGGAGAGCAGCCUGGAUGCCCUGCAGGCUGCCCUGGAGCUGGAGAAGAACCUGAACCAAGCCCUGCUGGAUCUGCACAAGCUAGCAACAGGGAAAGGAGACCCUCAUCUGUGUGACUUCCUGGAAUCUGAAUACCUGGAGGAGCAGGUGAAGGCUAUCAAGCAGCUUGGAGACCACCUCACCAAUCUGAGGCGCUUGGGCGUGCCCCACAAUGGCAUGGGAGAGUACCUCUUUGACAAGCUCACCUUGAAGACAAGCAGCUGAGCUCCAGUCUGAAACCUUGUGAACAGUGUGUCUACAAAAAAUAAUAAACCCAGAUACUUGCAAGAAAA